This is a messenger RNA of Aphis gossypii (cotton aphid), 1227 nucleotides long. RefSeq names its product receptor expression-enhancing protein 5-like. The coding region runs from base 409 to 954 and encodes 181 amino acids. NCBI's taxonomy places the organism in Eukaryota, Metazoa, Arthropoda, Insecta, Hemiptera, Aphididae. The transcript has 6 exons. The record is from RefSeq and is a predicted model, not a curated record.
GUACAAAUUGGUGAUAGUAAAGUAUUAUACUCUAUAUAUAUUUAUAUUCCUCUACCUCAACUCUCAAGCGACUAGUGUCCACUGUUUUAUUUCGAGAUCGAGACAACGUUACAAACAUAGAACUAUUAUAAGUGUAUCGUAUCGGCCGUCCGGGUUUUUCAACGAUAAUAGACUAGCCGCCGGGUUUUAAACUGUAAUUAGGUAUAUUUUUUUUUUAAGAUUUGACAUACUUUUUUGUUUUCACAUAAUUUCAUUUAGUUCAGUGAUUUUGUUUAAUAUUAAUACUAAGUAAUAUAAUAUACUUUACUAUAGAUUUAGAUUAAAAAAAUAAUUAGGUUACGUUGAAUACUCGAAAAACAGCCAGGUAUUUUUAGUUCUUCAGUAUCAACAUAGUAUCGACAAAUUAAUAUGGCAAUUCAACUUGAUACGGUUAAAUCAGCCAUUAAAGAUUCAUUGCAUGAUGAGUCUAAGCCUUGGUGUAAAUUUUUCAGUUGGGCUGAAGCACAAACAGGAAUCAGUAGAUUGAAUUUAUUUAUUGGUUUGUCGGUGUUUCUUGUACUCUACUUAAUAAUUGGAUAUGGGACUUUAUUGUUAAGUAAUUUGAUUGGCUUCUUAUAUCCUGCAUACGCGUCAAUUAAAGCAGUUGAAUCUAGUGGAAAAGAUGAUGACACAAAAUGGUUGACAUACUGGGUAGUAUUUUCAUUUAUUACUCUUAUUGAAUUCCCAGCUGCGAUUUUACUAAAUUGGAUACCAUUUUAUUCUUUAAUCAAAACAAUCUUUUUUGUGUGGUGUUUUAUUCCAAUUAGCAAUAAUGGUUCUGUGGUUGUAUAUAAUAGAUUUAUACGUCCAAACUUUCUAAAACAUCAAGGAGAUAUUGAUCAAGCAGUUAACGAUCUUACUAAAAAGGCUACUGAAGCAGCAUUUGAGAAACUAGUUACUGAAAAAAUCAAUUAAAUAAAAUAAUUAGUCUUGGGGUUAAAUUUGUCGAACAUAAAGAUUUUCAUCAAUAAAAUUGAAAAGGGUACAAACCAGAAUUAAAUUUAUUUUAGAAGUAAUUUUAUUUUCAGUCUUUUAUCAUCAGUUAUAUAUUAAAAUCUACAACAACAACAACAACUGUUAAAACCAUCAGUAACAAGUGUAUCAUAAUAUAUUUUUUAAAUUUCAUCUAAUUUUAUAUUACUGUAAAAUAUAAUUUCAUAAGUGUUAAUAAAAUAUUUUUAAACCUUU